This is a messenger RNA of Zingiber officinale, 615 nucleotides long. RefSeq lists its product as uncharacterized. The record is from RefSeq and is a predicted model, not a curated record. Lineage: Eukaryota; Viridiplantae; Streptophyta; Magnoliopsida; Zingiberales; Zingiberaceae. The coding region runs from base 1 to 615 and encodes 204 amino acids. The transcript has a single exon.
AUGACCGACGACAUCUACCCUCCUCCCUCCAAGCCCACCACCCACCCCGGAGGCCCCCCGGCCUUCCCGCCCACCAAGGCCCAAGCGACCGACGCCGCUCACCAGCCGUCAUGCUCUUCGCCGUGCUUGGCGGCGGCAUUUUCUUUGCCAUCAUCAUCCUCGUUGCUCUCACCGGUAGCAAUUUCUAUUCCAUUUACCGCCUACCUCGACCUUAACAUCACCUCCUGCAACUCCAACAAGAAGCUCGUCUACCACUACGACCCCAUCGCCUUCUCCAACCUCUUCGGUGCGCUCCAACCUCGGCGACAGACCCUUCCGUACGUUCGUCCAGGACAUGGGGAGCGUGACCCCUCCCUCUGCGUUGGCUUCCAUCUCCAGUCAAGCAUUGGACAAUGCGACGACGUCAGGCUUGCAGUGGAACUGCGAUGGGUGGAGGUAGAGACCGGCGUGAAUAUUGGCGGGCUGAAGACGAAACAGAUCGACAUGAAGGUGUUGUGCGAAGGGCUUAGCGUGACAUUGCCAGCGGGGAAGAAGGCGGGCGUUGCCUCGCCAAGGGAUGACUGCACCGUCAAGCUCCGCCUCAAGAUCUGGAAGUGGCAGAGGCAGCUACAUUAG